Paramecium pentaurelia is the source of this 1176-nucleotide messenger RNA. The record is from the annotation of a GenBank genome assembly. Lineage: Eukaryota; Ciliophora; Oligohymenophorea; Peniculida; Parameciidae.
AUGGGAAAUAACAAUGUCUGUCUAGCUGAAAUACCUGUCAAUCAAACAAAUCACACCUCUCCUAAAACUAAAUCAAAAUGGAAAAGGGAAGAUUUAACAUCUGGUUCUUGUAUCUAAACACUUGUUGAUAAAGAAAAUAAUCCAGAUUUCUAUACUCAUUUUUAAUGUGGUUAAGCAUUACCUUAAUAUCGCAAUAACUUAUCUUAAUAAAGAUGGAUGGAGGCUAUCAAUAGCUUAAGUACAAUCAAUGAUUCAUAAGAAACUAUUAAUUCGUUACUUGAUAGACCAGAAUUUAAGGAACUAGUUUUAUUAGGUCCACCUAAACAAUUUAGAUGGUUAAGUUGGAUGAAUUUGUUAACUAAAUGUUAACCACAUGUUAGUUAUGAAAAGUAUUUAGAAUAUGCACCAUCAGAUAUAUCUAACAUCAUCAAUGAUAUAAAUCGUACUCUUGUUGAUUCUGCUUUAUUUAAACAUAGAAGUUGUGGAUAAGAAUAAUUAAAAAGGAUUCUCUGUGCUAUAUCUAAUGCUUUACCAACUAUGGGUUAUUGUUAAGGUAUGAAUUUUAUUUGUGCUGUUCUUCUUAUUGUUUCUGGUUGUGAUGAACAUCAAGUAUUUUAAGCUUUUAUGUAAAUGCUUAUUAAUGAAUAACACUUAUUAUGUUUUGCAUUCUCUGAUGAUAUGCCACUUCAUUCUUUUUUGACUAACUUGAUACAUUAACAAAUUAAAAAGAAAUUUCCUAAACUUAACUUAUAGAAUAUAUGUGAUUCAUUUUGGCUAAGUAAAAUGAUUUUAUCUCUUUUCACUUAUGUAUUCAAAAUGGAAGAUUGUAUAAGAUGUUGGGACUAUUUAAUGGUUCGUGGAAUGAUUCGUGGAAUUCCUGAAUUAAUACUAGCAUAUAUUGAUGCUACUUAUAAUUAAUUAUCUAAAUUUCAUGAGGAAGAUUUUGCUUAGAAUUUCAAGAAUCCUGAAACUACAACAAUCAAAUUUAAUGUUGGUGAACUCAUAUAUUUAGCUAAUUCUAAUUAUAGUUUAGAUAAAUCAUUCAUAUCAAAAUUAGCUAAGAAUAUGAGAGAUAAAAAUAAACCUUCAUAAUUAUUAGACCUUUUAUAAUAUUUCAACAAUCCUCAACUCUAUAAGAAACAUGUAUCAUUUUAUAUUAACACUAUUUUUAAUUGA